This is a messenger RNA of Struthio camelus australis, 1076 nucleotides long. Lineage: Eukaryota; Metazoa; Chordata; Aves; Struthioniformes; Struthionidae. The record is from RefSeq and is a predicted model, not a curated record.
CCAAAAACCAAAAAAUAUGUAUCUACCUCUAUGUAUGUAUAUAUAGUUUUUCCGUCAUUUCUUUUACGGCCCUCCCGAGUUGCAACGCCCCGGGGCGGGCUGCAGGCGGUCUCGGAGCGGGGUCCGGGCAGCGGUCGCGCAGCUUCAGCUUGCAAAAUAGUUUCACUUUAACCCUGGUUGUUAGCCGGCAGCCGCAUCAGUAGUUUUCCAGCUCGCUCCCUUUCGGGGAUGGAAGCGUCUGCGCGCAGCUUCCGCCUGGAGAGUCUCCUCGCCGUGGGAACGAGAAGGAGCUUUAGGGUGGCACCGUCCAAAUUCGUUUCUGGAGCCCGUUAGCCGUUUACAGGAGCUGAUCGUAUCCCGAAGGGGCCCUAAAGCGGAGGGAGCGUGCCAGGCGCAGGGAGCAGCGCAGGCAGCCCGCCAGGGAGCCGACAUGGAGCAGAAGAUCAGCUCUUUCUUUAAUUCCAUCUUGGACCUCAUCCGUACCAAGCACGAGGAAGGCGUCUUCAACACCGUCUGCCUGGCUGUGCUGAUGGGCCUGCCCUUCGUUGUCCUCAUUGCGUUCGUUUUCAUCUGCUGCCACUGCUGCUUCUGUAGCCGGAGGAGAAAAAGCAGCAAGAAAGGUGGCCCCAGCAGCAACGGGCAGCUCCACGCCGAGAAGAACAAGAAGAAAAAGAAGAAGAAGGACGAAGAGGACCUGUGGAUCUCGGCUCAGCCCAAGCUGCUCUUGCUGGACAAGAGGCCGUCGUUCCCAAUAUAGCAGACAGGAGGGUGGCAGGUCUUCCCGGCAGAGACCCCACCAGGCCGUUCAGCUAUGUGCUAUGAGGGGCAAGGAGAUGCCACAGCUGCUGCCCCUUUUAAUAGCGACUUUCAAAAGAGGAUGAACUCUAAAGCCAACCAGAGCGUUGAAGGCACUUGUUGAAGGCAAGGCAGUUGGGCACAUGUUUAUGCAAGCUUCUUUUCCCCCACCACGACAGCGUGCCCAAGGGCAGAAACCUAGGCGAAAGGACACGCGCGCACGUGGCCACACGCACUGCUGAGCACGCGACAGUGACCUGCCGCCGGGCCAUACGUACCCU